Messenger RNA from Scaptodrosophila lebanonensis, 8537 nucleotides. RefSeq names its product tyrosine-protein phosphatase Lar (gene Lar). Gene Ontology annotation, biological process: protein dephosphorylation. NCBI's taxonomy places the organism in Eukaryota, Metazoa, Arthropoda, Insecta, Diptera, Drosophilidae. The record is from RefSeq and is a predicted model, not a curated record. Gene Ontology annotation, molecular function: protein tyrosine phosphatase activity; protein binding. The transcript is spliced from 21 exons. The coding region runs from base 664 to 6810 and encodes 2048 amino acids.
AAUUAGAAUAAAUGCAUUUAGCCAACGGGCCCCUUCCCCAGUCUGUAAACAUGCAUGUGUUUUACGAAUUAGUGACGAAAUCUUUAUAAAUGAACGCAUACCGUAUUGCUUGUCGUGUUUCUUAUUCUGUGUUUGUAUUGUUGCACAAGUCGGCGUUUUCUAUAUGUUUUUACGCACGCACAACUUCAACGCGCGUGUGUGUGUGUGUCUGCCAGUGUGUAUGACGGUGAAUUAAAAAAAAUCGAUUUUUAACGCAAUUCAUACACUGAAAUAAACGUUUUCCUGCAGAUAGAAGGCAACAACAACAACCUUUGAAAAUGUUGAAAAUGAAUAACCGCUGGGAGCGCUGUUUACAACGCCUUGUCACCCACAAGGACGCUGAAUUUUGAGCACUCAAGCUGUCAGUCAGUCAAUCUGUCAGUUUGUCUGUCAGUCAGUCAGUCAUUUAGUCAGCCAAAGAGUAAGUCUGACUGUAUGUUGAAAAGCCAGUGCGACACUUUGUGUAAAUAAUAUAGCGUAUUAUAAUAAUUGUUGUUGUUGUCCUUCUGCCAUUUGCUUCUAUAUACACACAUAUAUACAAAUUCAAAUAUAUACAUAUAUACUCGUAUAUAAGUCCACCCACAUACACACAAUCGACCCACGAACCCACGCUCUACAUAAAUAAUGGGUCUGCAGAUGGCAACAUUUCAAGCCGCAGCAGCCAAAUUUGUUGCAGCCACCUUCCUAGUGUUGCUCAUGUGGACGCCAGCGCCCGUCGAUGCAGUCCAUGCAAAUUUUUCGGAUUUUCCAUAUAUCCAAUACCUGACACAUCCACCGGAGAUCAUCAGGAAGCCACAGAAUCAGGGCGUGCGUGUGGGAGGCGUGGCCAGCUUCUAUUGUGCAGCAAGGGGCGAUCCACCGCCAUCGAUAGUUUGGCGCAAAAAUGGCAAGAAAGUAUCUGGCACACAAUCACGGUACACGGUUCUGGAACAGCCGGGCGGUAUUUCCAUUUUGCGUAUCGAGCCAGUCCGAGCGGGACGUGAUGAUGCGCCGUACGAGUGCGUAGCGGAGAAUGGUGUGGGCGAUGCCGUUUCCGCCGAUGCAACUUUAACCAUCUAUGAAGGCGAUAAAACACCCGCGGGCUUUCCAGUCAUAACGCAAGGUCCGGGCACACGCGUCAUCGAAGUUGGUCACACGGUGCUCAUGCAAUGCAAAGCGAUUGGCAAUCCCACGCCUACUAUCUUCUGGAUAAAGAAUCAGACGAAAGUAGACAUGAGCAAUCCGCGCUAUGCCAUUAAAGACGGCUUCUUGCAAAUCGAAAACAGUCGCGAAGAGGAUCAAGGCAAAUACGAGUGUGUGGCGGAAAAUUCCGUCGGCACCGAACACUCCAAGGCCACAAACUUGUAUGUUAAGGUGCGUCGCGUGCCGCCAACCUUCUCACGGCCCCCAGAGCCCAUUAGCGAGGUGAUGCUUGGCUCUAAUCUUAAUUUGUCCUGCAUUGCCGUUGGCUCACCCAUGCCGCAUGUUAAGUGGAUGAAAGGCGCGACCGAUUUAACACCUGAAAACGAUAUACCCAUCGGACGCAAUGUCCUGCAGCUGAGCAACAUACAGGAGAGCGCCAACUUCACGUGCAUAGCAGCCUCCUCGUUGGGCCAAAUCGAGGCCGUUUCGGUGGUGAAGGUGCAAUCGCUUCCCACGGCACCAACUGAUGUACGAAUUUCGGAAGUAACCGCCACUUCGGUGCGGCUGGAGUGGUCCUACAAGGGUCCCGAAGAUCUCCAAUACUAUGUCAUCCAAUACAAGCCAAAGAACGCCAAUCAGGCCUUCAGCGAGAUAAGCGGCAUCAUAACCAUGUUCUAUGUGGUGCGUGCUCUGAGUCCCUACACCGAAUACGAGUUCUAUGUGAUAGCUGUGAAUAAUAUUGGACGUGGACCGCCGUCGGCGCCAGCGACUUGCACCACCGGCGAUUUCUCAUUUGGUGGCACAAAAAUGGAAAGUGCCCCUCGUAAUGUACAAGUGCGCCCGCUCAGCUCAUCGACCAUGGUUAUUACUUGGGAACCGCCAGAGACGCCCAAUGGACAAGUGACCGGCUACAAGGUGUACUACACGACAAACUCAAAUCAGCCGGAAGCCUCUUGGAUGUCUCAAAUGGUUGAUAACAGCGAACUGACUACAGUAUCUGAGUUAACACCCCACGCCAUCUAUACGGUGCGCGUGCAGGCGUACACCUCCAUGGGUGCCGGUCCCAUGUCCACACCGGUCCAGGUGAAGACACAGCAAGGUGUGCCAUCACAACCGAGCAAUUUCCGGGCCACUGAUAUCGGCGAGACCGCAGUGACACUGCAAUGGUCGAAGCCGACACAUUCCAGUGAGAAUAUUGUGCAUUACGAGCUUUACUGGAACGAUACAUACGCCAAUCAGGAUCAUCACAAGCGCACUUCGAACCUUGAAUCCUAUACGCUUGAUGGUUUGUAUCCUGAUACCCUAUACUAUAUAUGGCUGGCAGCGCGUUCGCAACGAGGCGAGGGCGCCACAACACCGCCCAUACCCGUCCGCACCAAGCAAUAUGUACCAGGUGCACCGCCACGCAAUAUCAGCGCUAUUGCCACCAGCAGCACGAUGAUCUCCGUUAGCUGGCUGCCACCGCCCAUUGAGCGCUCGAAUGGGCGCAUCAUAUACUAUAAGGUCUUCUACGUCGAGGUGGGUCGGGAGGAUGGUGAGGCGACCGUUAGCACACUCAAUAUAACGCACAUUGUGCUCGACGAGCUGAAACGCUGGACCGAGUACAAAAUAUGGGUACUAGCCGGCACCUCUGUGGGCGAUGGUCCGCGCUCCCAUCCCGUCAUUGUCCGCACCCAAGAGGAUGUGCCUGGAGACCCGCAAGAUGUGAAGGCCACGCCUUUGAACUCCACAUCGAUACAUGUCAGUUGGAAACCGCCGCUAGAGAAGGAUCGCAAUGGCAUCAUACGCGGCUAUCACAUACACGUGCAGGAAAUGCGCGAUGAGGGUAAGGGCUUCCUCAACGAACCCUUCAAAUUCGACGUUGUGGACACACUGGAGUUCAAUGUGACGGGUCUGCAACCCGAUACGAAAUACUCUAUACAAGUGGCGGCUCUCACCCGGAAAGGUGAUGGCGAUCGCAGUGCUGCCGUCAUUGUAAAAACGCCUGGCGGUGUGCCUGUACGGCCCACUGUCAGCCUCAAGAUCAUGGAGCGCGAGCCGAUUGUGUCCAUUGAACUGGAAUGGGAGCGUCCGGCGCAGACAUACGGUGAGCUGCGUGGCUACCGAUUACGCUGGGGUGUCAAGGAUCAGCUGCUAAAGGAAGAAAUGCUUUCCGGACCCCAAAUGACAAAGAAACGCUUCAAUGAUCUGGAGCGAGGCGUUGAGUAUGAGUUCCGUGUGGCGGGCAGUAAUCACAUAGGCAUUGGCCAAGAGACCGUUAAGAUCUUCCAAACCCCCGAGGGUACUCCUGGUGGACCGCCUUCCAAUAUUACCGUGCGCUUCCAAACCCCCGAUGUGGUCUGUGUUACCUGGGAUCCACCCACGCGGGAGCAUCGCAACGGUAUUAUUACACGCUACGACGUCCAAUUCCACAAGAAAAUAGAUCAUGGCCUCGGCUCAGAGCGCAACAUGACGCUUCGCAAAGCAGUCUUCACCAAUUUGGAAGAGAACACGGAGUAUAUCUUCCGCGUGCGUGCCUACACGAAGCAGGGAGCGGGUCCAUUUAGCGAGAAAUUGAUUGUGGAGACUGAGCGGGACAUGGGCCGAGCACCCAUGUCGGUGCAGGCGGUGGCUACUUCCGAGCAGACGGCUGAGAUCUGGUGGGAACCAGUGCCAAGUCGCGGCAAGCUCUUAGGCUACAAGAUAUUCUACACGAUGACUGCCGUGGAGGAUCUGGAUGAUUGGCAAACGAAAACGGUGGGCCUAACCGAAUCUGCAGAUCUCGUCAAUCUGGAGAAAUUCGCGCAAUAUGCUGUGGCAAUAGCGGCCCGCUUCAAGAAUGGUCUGGGUCGCCUCAGCGAGAAGGUAACGGUGCGCAUAAAACCCGAGGAUGUGCCAUUAAAUUUGCGUGCUCACGAUGUGAGCACACAUUCCAUGACGCUGAGCUGGUCGCCGCCCAUACGCCUCAAUCCGGUCAACUACAAGAUCUCCUUUGACGCCAUGAAGGUUUUCGUGGACUCGCAAGGCUUCUCGCAGACCCAAAGUGUGCAAAAGCGUGAGAUCAUACUCAAGCAUUAUGUUAAAACGCAUACCAUUAAUGAGCUUAGCCCCUUUACCACUUACAAUGUGAACGUUAGCGCCAUACCCUCAGACUAUUCCUACAGACCCCCCACUAAAAUUACGGUGACCACGCAAAUGGCCGCGCCACAACCCAUGGUCAAGCCAGACUUUUAUGGUGUUGUGAAUGGGGAAGACAUUUUAGUUAUAUUGCCACAAGCUUCCGAAGAAUACGGCCCCAUCUCGCAUUACUAUCUCGUGGUUGUGCCGGAGGACAAGUCUAAUUUGCACAAGAAUCCUGAUCAGUUUUUGACGGAGGAUCUGUUGCCUGGCCGCAACAAGCCCGAACGUCCGAAUGCACCCUAUAUAGCCGCCAAAUUUCCGCAACGCUCCAUACCCUUCACCUUCCAUCUGGGCUCCGGCGAUGAUUAUCACAACUUUACCAAUCGGAAGCUGGAGCGUGAGAAACGGUAUCGCAUCUUUGUGCGCGCUGUUGUGGAUACGCCACAGAAACAUCUGUAUACCUCCAGUCCUUUCUCGGAGUUCCUAUCAUUGGAUAUGCGCGAAGCUCCACCUGGGGAGCGUCCGCAUCGACCUGAUCCCAACUGGCCCUCGGAGCCGGAGGUUUCGGUAAAUCGCAAUAAAGACGAACCCGAAAUCUUGUGGGUAGUGCUUCCCUUGAUUGCCGCCUUUGUGGUGUCCACCACACUGAUUGUACUGUAUGUGGUGAAGCGCCGACGUCAGCCUUGCAAGACACCCGAUCAGGCGGCGGUCACACGACCACUGAUGGCAGCCGACUUGGGCGCUGGACCUACACCCAGUGAUCCCGUCGACAUGAGACGCUUGAACUUCCAAACCCCCGGCAUGCUCUCCCAUCCGCCCAUACCCAUCUCUGAGUUUGCCAACCACAUCGAACGCCUCAAGUCCAAUGACAAUCAGAAGUUCUCGCAAGAAUACGAGAGCAUCGAACCGGGCCAGCAGUUCACCUGGGAUAACUCCAACUACGAUUACAAUAAGUCCAAGAAUCGUUAUGCCAAUGUUACAGCUUACGAUCACUCACGCGUCCAGCUACCGCAGUCCGAAGGCGUGGUUGGCUCCGAUUACAUAAAUGCCAACUACUGCGAUGGCUAUCGGAAACAUAAUGCCUAUGUGGCCACUCAGGGCCCAUUGCAGGAGACCUUUGCCGACUUCUGGCGCAUGUGCUGGGAACUGAAGACGGCGACCAUUGUGAUGAUGACGCGUCUCGAAGAGCGAACACGCAUUAAAUGCGAUCAGUACUGGCCUUCGCGUGGCACCGAGACCUAUGGCCAAAUAUUUGUGACCAUAACCGAGACCCAGGAAUUGGCCACCUACAGCAUACGCACGUUCCAGCUGGUCCGACAGGGCUUCAACGAUCGACGGGAGAUCAAGCAGCUACAAUUUACGGCCUGGCCCGAUCAUGGUGUGCCCGAUCAUCCGGCGCCGUUCCUACAGUUCCUGCGACGUUGUCGCGCUCUGACACCCCCCGAAUCAGGUCCCGUAAUCGUGCACUGUUCGGCGGGUGUGGGUCGCACGGGUUGCUACAUUGUCAUCGAUUCGAUGCUGGAGCGCAUGAAGCACGAGAAGAUCAUUGACAUCUAUGGCCACGUGACCUGUUUGCGUGCUCAACGCAACUACAUGGUGCAGACGGAAGACCAGUAUAUCUUCAUACACGACGCCAUACUGGAGGCCAUUAUCUGUGGCCUGACCGAAGUGCCGGCACGUAAUCUGCACACCCAUCUGCAAAAGCUGCUGACUACCGAGCCAGGCGAGAGCAUUUCGGGCAUGGAGGUGGAGUUCAAGAAACUGUCCAAUGUCAAAAUGGACUCGUCCAAGUUUGUCACCGCGAACUUGCCCUGCAAUAAGCAUAAGAACCGCUUGGUCCACAUACUCCCAUAUGAGUCGAGUCGCGUUUAUCUGACGCCCAUUCACGGCCUUGAGGGCAGCGACUAUGUGAAUGCCAGCUUCAUCGAUGGCUAUCGCUAUCGCUCCGCCUAUAUUGCGGCACAGGGACCCAUCCAGGAUACCGCCGAGGACUUCUGGCGCAUGCUUUGGGAGCACAACUCAACCAUUGUCGUCAUGCUGACCAAGCUCAAGGAAAUGGGUCGGGAGAAAUGCUUUCAAUACUGGCCGCAUGAACGCUCCGUACGCUAUCAGUAUUACGUAGUGGACCCCAUCGCUGAAUAUAACAUGCCGCAGUAUAAGCUGCGAGAGUUCAAGGUCACCGAUGCUCGCGAUGGCUCUUCACGUACUGUUCGCCAAUUCCAGUUUAUUGAUUGGCCCGAACAGGGAGUUCCCAAGUCCGGGGAGGGCUUCAUCGACUUCAUCGGCCAGGUGCACAAGACCAAGGAGCAAUUCGGCCAGGACGGGCCCAUCACUGUCCACUGUUCGGCGGGUGUGGGACGCACAGGUGUCUUCAUAACACUCAGCAUUGUCCUCGAACGCAUGCAGUACGAGGGAGUGCUCGAUGUGUUCCAAACAGUCCGCAUAUUGCGCUCCCAGAGACCAGCCAUGGUCCAGACAGAGGAUCAAUAUCAUUUCUGCUAUCGCGCAGCUUUGGAAUAUUUGGGAUCGUUCGACAACUACGCCAAUUGAAGAAUGGAGCAAAAAUUGUAUUAAGUCUUGUAUUAAGUUUGCAGCACGUUUCGCAUAAUAUGCAUUUACUUACAAGUACGAGUACAUACAUACAAGUAUUACUAACUUUUAAAUGUUUAUAGCCAGCUACUGCCCACUUAUUGUACUGUACACAUACAUAUGUACAUGAUAUCCGUAUGUACGUGUAUGUAAGCACCUUUGAGUUAUACGCGUGUGUCGCCGGCCCCCGUAUUUGUGUUUGAAGUUGUGUUUCAUUUGAAAUUUGAAUUUUUUAAAUAUGUCACCUCGAAAAGACUGUUACACAUUUAAUUAUCAGUAAUUUAUUAUAUUAUGAUAUAUAUACAAUUUUUGCUCUAACUGAACAAAGUAUUCAACCAUCGUGGACUUGUUGUUGUGGUAGUGGUGGUGCCACUGGAAACCUAUACAUAUUUUAACUAAGGACUUGGUAGCUAUUAGUCUUACCGCCUAAAAGAACGAAUCUCGAACAGAAAGAAGCAGAACGGAACAGAACAGAAGAUAGAAGUCUAGUUGAUUGCCAUUCGGACUUAACUGUCCACUCGAAAUGAUCGUAAAUCCAAUUAUCAUUAUUAUAAUUCUAUUUUAGACGUGUACAACAAUCAAUCAAAUACGUUUUUAUACUUGCCCCGAUUAGUGCUGACUAGGUUCUUAUAAUAUCUACCUAUUAUAUAUGUAGCUGACAACCCGUGCAAUUAUGUAGUCAAAAGUCUUGUGUAGAACGAAGUAUUUUCUAUGGCAGCUGGCAAAAGCAAAUACAUAUACAUACAUAUAGUUUCUAGACUUUAGUUUUAAGUUCCAACGAAACCGAUUCCAUUCCUAAUUUUUAUAUCGUCCUGAUUGAAUGUACUUUUAAUUUGCUUCAACAUUCCUGUAUAUACCAUACCUUUAUACCUUAAACGAUACUACAUACGUGUAAUUUAGUCCCUAAAGCUAACCAACAAUUAUUGUACCUAAACAAGAAAAAAGAAAGGCAUAAGAUUAUUGUAGAUAUGUAUUGUAGCAUAUAGUUAUACUAUAUAUAUACUCAUGAAUAGUGCAGAUCGACACACGCAUAUAUAACGCUAAUAAUAAACCCAUAAGCAUAAGCAUAAUAAUGUACAUAACACUAAGCUGGUUGACGAUUAAUUGGCAUAUAGUAAUUAUAAUGAAACGUUAAAAUUGGCAAAAAUGCAUAAACAAACACUAAAUUAGUAGCUGAGUACACAUGUUAAAGAACAAUAGUAACUAUAUAUAAAUAUAUAUGAAGUAUUUGUUAAAAAUAUAGAAAUAAACAAGAAAUUAUGAUACGCAGCACAUUGUCAGUCAGUUGAUGUCAAAAGUUUGGAUAUGUUUGAUAUAAAUUAUAAAUUACGAAACGAUAACCGUAGCAGCUAAAUAACUAGACAAUGUCAGCUAUAAAUGCAGUCGCUAGCAUGUUUAGGAUACACAAAUAUCAAAUUAUAAAUCUAUUGUAUAUUAGAAACAAAUUUGUCGGCUUGUCAAAUUUUGUUAAAAUUAUAAAUUGUUUAAUAUGUUUUACCAAUUAGUCAGAUAUAACAAUUUUAAUGAUACAUCAUAGACAUGCAACCACUAAUCGAGCAAAACAAAAGCAAAAGCAAAAACAGAGCGUGCGUAUUCCACUUAAUCGUGUAAGAACAAAUAAUAUUACGUUAUAUAUUAUCGUAUGAAAGAAAUGUAAUUUUCAAGAACAGCAAACCAAGCGCAAUGAA